AUGAAUUUUUUUCGUACAAGAAAAAAAGUAUAUUUAACCAAUGUGUUUGCAUACUCUUGUGAUAAUAUAUUUUUUAAUUUGAAUAAUUCAAAACGAUUUGGAACAUAUGGGGCAGUGACUAGGAAAAAACAAAAACAGCGAGAAAAAUAUUAUGAAGAGAAGUAUAAGCAUAAUCCUAGUUUGAUUCCUAAGUAUUCAAAAGUUAAAAGGGGAAGUAGAGGUGGAUGGAUAAAUAAUCCUUUAAAGGAAGUAACAAAAAAUAGUGGGAGUAAUAUGAUGUAUGAAAAAAAAAUUAAAGAAGAGAUAAAUGAACAUGAAAAAAAGUGUAUAGAUGCGCUUAUAAGAAUCAGAAAGGAAAUGGAAGCAAAUGGAAAUAUAAACAUUUCAUCCAAUGACAUAACAUCUGCAAUGGGCAAUAAAAAUGAUGAUUCACCUCGUUACGGAAGAGAACAAAAAAAUAAACAUAAUUUGCAGAAAUUUGAUAAAAGCGAACCAAGCAACUUUGAUAUAUUCUCUAUAUGUGAUAGUUUCAUAGAUAAAAAAAAAGAAAUAAUUAAUAAAAUAGAAAAUCCCGAACAUUUUGUUGAUAAACAUAUAAAAUCGUUGGUAAAUGAGUAUAAUAAUAUAAACAAUUUACAUGAAAACUGUAAUGCAAAUAAUUACCCAAAGGUGCAUGAUUAUAUAAAGGAAACGGGUAAAGAAAAGAUAGAGAAAGAAAGCAACAAAAAAAAACGAAAUUAUUUUAAAAAUAGUUUACCAGGAAAAAAUUCAAACGAAACUGGCACAUUAUAUGGUACAUAUAAUGGUGAAGAAAGUUAUAAAACAUAUGAUAAUAAUGUUCUCGAAGAGGAAAAUGGAAUAAAAGCAUAUGAAGGAGUGUCUGACAAUAUUUUAACAUACAAUGAAUGCAAGUAUGACAAUUUACAAAAUACACAUGAUGAAAGUACGACGAAAAAGCUUUAUAUAGAAGAUAUAUUAAAUUAUAUAGAUGAAAACGAAUUCGACAUUGGAUGUUUAGAUGUAUUUACAAUGCUAAAUACAAUCGAUAGAAAUAAAAAAUUAAGUUAUUUUUUUAAAAAUAUAGAAUCCGCAUCUUUUAUUCUAUAUAAUAAUUGUAUUAUACCUUCAAAAUUUUCUGAAGGGACAUUAAAUGAAUAUUUACACACUAGAAAUAAAUGUAGCUUAUUUGAUAAAUCAUAUCAACUUAUUAUUAAAUUAUAUGGAAAUGAUUGUUUUUAUAUUUGUAACCAAUUCAUAUCAAAUGAUUUAAAUGAUAUGAAUAAAAAUGAUGUUUGUUAUACAUGUAUAUUAGACAAUAAAUCAUAUAUUAUAGAUAUAGGAUAUGUAUUAAAAGGUGAUAAUGAAGUAGUAUUAAUAACAUCUGGAUUUUAUAAAAAAGGGGUAUAUGAAUUUUUAAGUGAUUAUAUUUUAUUUUGUAAAGAUAGUGGUAUGGAUAUUAAUAUUGAAGCAGAUAUGAACAAAAGGGUUUUAUCAAUACAAGGCCCAAUAAGCAAUGUUGUAUUUAAUGAUAUUAUGGAAUAUUUCGAUUUACAUAAUCAAGAAGAAAGUAAAUUAUAUCUCAAAAAUGUUAUGAAUGAUAUGAACAUUUAUCCAAACAAGUCUGCAAAAAAUAAUAGCCAAUGUUUGAUUAACUAUGAUACCGAUUCUGGAGGCAUUACUAACAAUUGUGAGAAUGAUUGUAUCCAUGGUUUAUACUUCAAUAGAAAGGGGAACGAGUCAAAUUUUUUUAAUAUACCAUACAUGAGUUUUGAAAAAAUAAAUAUAGUAAAAGAAAUAAAAAAAAAUAACAACACACUCAACAACCAAAGGAAUAGUACUAAUGAAGUAGCAGAAAAACGGGAAAAUAUAGAUGAAUUAAACAAAUAUGAAAUAUUAUGCAUAAGAAUAGGGGACACAGGAGAAGACGGAUAUGAAUUUGUUGUAGAUAAUAAUAUAAGUGAUAAAUUUGUGAAAUUAUUUUUAAAUCAUAAAUACGUGAAAUUAGCUGGAGCAUAUGCUCUGGAUAUAUUAAGGAUGGAAGCAGGUUUUCCUUUAUAUGGAAUUGAUAUCUUUAAAAAUACAACCCCUAUAACAGCAUCAUUAGCAUGGACAUUAAAAUAUAAAAAAAUAAAAGAACGUAGUGUUUUUGGCUAUGAAAAUAUUUUAAAAGAGUAUAGUAUGAAAUCAAAAUUUUUAAGGGUUGGUAUCAUAUGCAAAAAAUUGAUUUUUAAAACUUGUAGAAUUUUAUCAUAUCCAUAUAAAGAGCCAAUAGGUUAUAUAACAUCGUGCACAUGGAGUCCAGUUUAUAAAAUGCGAAUCGCUCAGGGGUAUAUUAAAAGAGAGUUUGCAAAAAACAAUGAAAAAAUACUAAUAUCUAUACCUACUGCUAUUCCCGAGCAUUUAUCAAAAAAAAAAAAAUAUAAAAUUUUAAAGAGCAAAUCUGCACACAGUUUUGUGUUAGCUCAGGUAUGCGCCUUUCCAUUUGUUGAACAUAAAUGUGGAAUGUAA
Molecule: messenger RNA, 2508 nt
Organism: Plasmodium vinckei vinckei
Lineage: Eukaryota; Apicomplexa; Aconoidasida; Haemosporida; Plasmodiidae
Product: aminomethyltransferase, putative
Exons: 1
Coding region: 1-2508 (835 amino acids)
Cellular component (GO): mitochondrion
Molecular function (GO): protein binding
Source: RefSeq, a predicted model, not a curated record